UAAUUAAAUGUUUCCAAAAGAUCUUACAAUCAAAUAACCUAAAUUUUAUUUGUUGUCAACAAAAUUUUUAUAUUUUACAUUACGAUGGAAACAAUUAAAAAUUAUUUAUUCUGUCAAGUUUGAUGUAUAAAUGUGUGUAUGUAGCUUCAAUUAAGUUUCUUUUGUUCAUGAAAUAUUUUAUUAUAAUUGACCUUUUUUAAUUAUGGAAAAAUCUAAAGAUACAUUUGCAUGGAUUUAUCAAUUAGAAUGUCCACCAAUAAUAUUUAAUACUUCAGUACAAAAAAUAUUAAAUUCAAGACUUAUAGGACUUAUGUGGGAUGAUUUAGCUGAUGUUAUAUUUAAUACUAAAGAAGCCAAAAUAAUACGAAAAAAUAUUUUAUUACAUCAUUUAAAACAAGGGACAUCUAAUAAUGUUAUUGAAUGUAUGAAAAAUUUAUUACAAUUAAAAUUAAAUAAAAAUGAUUUAAAAAAUCAAAUAUCUAAGUUAGAAGAAGAAUAUGAGCAACAAGAUUUUAUUGUUAGACAAAAAGGUAUGUUAUUAUUAGAAAUAUUAUAA
Messenger RNA from Apis dorsata (giant honeybee), 556 nucleotides. RefSeq lists its product as uncharacterized. The record is from RefSeq and is a predicted model, not a curated record. The transcript is spliced from 3 exons. The coding region runs from base 203 to 556 and encodes 117 amino acids. Lineage: Eukaryota; Metazoa; Arthropoda; Insecta; Hymenoptera; Apidae.